AUGACACGUGCAGUGGAUUUCUUCGAGUGCAUGGCGCUCCAGUACAUGUAUCUUGACAAGGAAGAUGUGCCUCGCAUCAGGAAUGCAGUCACCAUCAAUCCCGACAUGCCUUUCAUGGAAGACAACCUCCAAAGGAUCUUCGUAGUUGGAAACAUCAAGGCUGCAAAAAUGCGAGACAUCACCAUGUACAUGGUUCAGAAGACAGCCUACCUCAUGACGCAGGGCUUUGCGUGCGCCUUCAGGAACAUGACGAAGAACGAGACGGAACGAGCUCUCAUCGACUCCCUUGCCGAAGGUACCAGUGUGGAAAAUGUCUUUGACGUGCUGCGAAGGGGCUUCAUUAAGCAUCUGCUGGUACAUGCGCACCAUGCCUACCUCAGCUCCAUCAGUGAUCACAGCCAGUUUAUGCAUCAAGUCGGCUCAUUUUGCCGAAGUGAUGUGCAACUUUGUGGAGAUUCUGGGGCGUGGUUACAUGACGCUUUGGAGAAAGAAAUCGGUCACCAGCUUGGCCAACUUCUGCGCCAUCACGAGGCCGUGGACAAGGGAAUCAAAGAAGGGCUGCGUGUACUUGGAGGUCUUCCCAUGCAGAAGUCUUUGCCUUCUCGACUGGUACAAAUUGUGAACAACAUGCAGGACCAAGGUAUCUUUGAUUCCCAGGAUUUUAAGUUGCACCAUUUGCUCGGCAUGACCGCCGUGGCGUUCGCCUUCUUUGCUCCUCGGUUCUCAGCCGCUGUGAUCAUGCGAUGCAUGUCUGGGCUGCUUGGCAGUCUCAAUUCCACGUACUACAGGCACUCUUACGAGGAGAGUGUUCACAAGGAGCUCACCAAGGUUUUCAUCGAUGGUGAUCUCGCUGAGCGUGUGGAAGUCCUCAGGCAGCAUGAAGCUGAGCUAGAGGUGGAAUACAACGAUCUCUGCCAUGCGCUUGAGAAGUUGCGCAGGCUGCGUUGA
Messenger RNA from Symbiodinium natans, 948 nucleotides. Lineage: Eukaryota; Dinophyceae; Suessiales; Symbiodiniaceae. The record is from the annotation of a GenBank genome assembly.